Gekko japonicus is the source of this 4224-nucleotide messenger RNA. It is a transcript of the gene PDZD7, whose product is annotated as PDZ domain containing 7. Gene Ontology annotation, biological process: sensory perception of sound; proton transmembrane transport; auditory receptor cell stereocilium organization. The coding region runs from base 1 to 4224 and encodes 1407 amino acids. Gene Ontology annotation, molecular function: proton channel activity; protein binding. Gene Ontology annotation, cellular component: plasma membrane; stereocilium tip; cilium. NCBI's taxonomy places the organism in Eukaryota, Metazoa, Chordata, Lepidosauria, Squamata, Gekkonidae. The record is from RefSeq and is a predicted model, not a curated record. The transcript is spliced from 22 exons.
AUGGAUCGGCUUAAGAGGCGGGGAGCCUCAGCCACGCCAGCUGUCUUCUGGCCGUCGCAUAUGGGCGCUUUCGGAUCAGAGCGGGGCUACUACGUGCCGGGCGGCACAGGCUGGGAAAGCGGCAAGCCCGAUGAGCCUCUUUCGUUGCAAGCACUGGAAAGCAUUCAAGCCGAGCAGAAGGAAACAGCAGGCGCCAGAACUUGCCACACUCCCUGGCAUUCUGAGCUGCACAUUGCCUCACCCAGUGAAGCCAUCCUUCUCCCCAUGUCAUCAACCACCCAGUCCAGCUCACUGCUCUCUCUGCUCUAUCUGGCCCUGCUGACAUUUGUGGGCAGUGCUGUGCUCCUGGCUGAGAUGCACCAACAUAGCCUGCUGAGCGACAAUGUCCAUGCUUUUCUGGCGGUGCUCAUGAUUUCUUCCUGCAUCUGGAUGCUUUGGUUUGGCUGUCGCUCUGCUGGCAACAGGCAGCUGAAAAUGCAUCAGGACUACCACGCUGGAGCAAGCUGGCUCAAAGGUGGUCUGUCUCUCUUCGCACUGGCCACACUGGUGCUGGACUGCCUUUCCUUGGGAUAUUACUACGAGCUGCAGCACUGCGCCUCCAUGCUGAUUACCACGUACCCUAUUGUGCAAGCUGUUUUCACCAUCAUCCAGGUGACAUUUGGACUGAUGCACACAUUGGCCACCAAUGUCCUCCUGUGGAUGAGUGUGGUGCUGGAUGAGUCCAUGAAGCAGCUAGAAGAGUUUUAUGACACUCAUUCAAGAGAGACUCUCCAAGCUUCACAUGGUGACUCCUACACUAACAGCUGUGCCUGCACCACCAAUCUGUGUCACAUCUUUUCAGAAGGCGCUGCAUACCUGCACCCAUUCAAUAUUGAGUUCAGUCUCUUUUCUUCUACAAUGCUGUACAUCAUCUGGAAGAACACUGGUCGAGAAGCCCAUCACAAGAAACCCUCACACACUCAGAGGGUACGCUUCCAUCUCAGUGGAGCUUUCAUUGGCCUGGUACUAGGAGCCUUGGCCAUUUCAGCAACUUUUGGGGUGAUGAUCUCCUUUGGAGUGCUUACUAAGUCUCCCAAAACUAUCCCUGAAGCUCUUCGAACAUACUACAUCUUCAACUCUGUGUUGUUAUCUGCUAUGUUUUUGGCAACCUUGAUUGGCAUAAUCACCUACAGGGUGAAGAAAAAGGCUACAACACCCGCCUCUGACAAGAGUGUGGUGUGGAUUCUUUACGCCUAUGGGACCCGCCCACACCUGGUGAGCCAAAUUGAGCAGUCUUUCUAUGGUUUCACACUCUGGGCCAUUGUGGUCAAGAUCUCCCUGCCACUGGGCAUCUUCUACCGCAUGCACUCGGUGGCCAGUCUUUUUGAAGUCUACUGCAAGACCUGCGGAGCUCCAGCCUUGAGACAACUUAAUGGGGAGGAAAGCACAGGUGGACAUGGGGAUAUUAUUUACCCCACUCACUCUCGGGGCUCCAGUAGUGAUAUCAGCACUGCUCACCGUCUCCUACUGAGCAAGCAGAACCGGAUGGUGAAUGGGAACUACCGAGGCAUCCGUACUUCAUCUCCCAUGGGAAGAGUUAUCCUCAUCAACUCACCCAUUGAAGGUGGUGACGAGAGUGAUGCCUUCAUUACCAUUACGGUAGAAAAGAGCGCAGGGGGGAAGCUGGGCUUCAGCGUGCGUGGCGGUUCAGAGCAUGGUCUGGGUAUCUUUGUCAGCAAGGUGGAGGAAGGCAGCAGUGCAGAACUGGCUGGGCUGUGUGUUGGAGAUAAAAUCACAGAGGUGAACAGUGUGAGCUUGGAGAACAUUACAAUGGGGAGUGCAGUGAAAGUCCUGACAGGGAACAACCGGCUGCGGAUGGUUGUGAGACGCAUGGGCAAGGUGCCAGGGAUAAAGUUCUCCAAAGAAAAGACCACAUGGGUUGAUGUGAUAAACAGACGCUUGGUUGUGGAGAAGAGUGGCUCGACCCCAUCAGACACCAGCUCUGAGAUUGGCAGGCGGCGGAUUGUCCACCUUUACACCACAUCUGAUGACUUCUGCUUGGGCUUCAACAUCCGUGGGGGGAAGGAGUAUGGCCUUGGCAUCUAUGUCUCCAAAGUGGAUCCCUGCGGGCUGGCUGAGCAAAAUGGGAUCAAGGUCGGCGACCAAGUCCUUGCAGCCAAUGGAGUCAUGUUUAACGACAUCAGCCAUAGCAAGGCAGUGGAAGUGCUAAAGGGGCAGACCCACAUCAUGCUGACCAUCAAGGAGACAGGGAGAUUCCCGGCAUACAAGGAAAUGGUGGCCGAGUACUGCUGGCUCAACAGAUUAGCCAAUGGCCAGUUGCAGCAGCUGUCACAGACCUCGGAAUCCAGCUCGUCGGUCUCAUCCUACUCCUCAGGGACUCCAUUCAGCUCCAUGAAUGGCCUACAGAUGGCCCCCGCCCCAGUCUCCAGUUCAGCUCAAAGCUGCAUGGUGGAUAUUGGCAUCUCUACUGAGGACCCGCCAAUCCGGAGCCGCGGCCUAGAGAGGGCAGAGACAGCCAUGCAGACUGACCCGCCAGGUGACGGAGCCUCCUUGUCGGGAAGCCUGAUCACUGAGACUCGCCGGAUCGUGCGGCCCAUGGAGAUCCUAAAGGACACCGCGAUCCGCUCAGAGAGCCUCAAAGAUUCCUUCCACCUGAGGAAGCACCGGCCCUUCAGCAGCAAGGAAACAACAGACCCUUCCCCCAAAACAGCGCUCCUCCUGGCACUCAGCCAUCCCCGACAGCCCAUCAAGAGAUCACAGAGCUAUCUGACAGUCUGUGAGGAGAAACGCCAGAGGAAGAAGGAGAAACCAGCAUCUUCAGAGAAGAAGGUCACCCUCCAGCGCUCCAAAACCCUCAUGAACUUAUUCUUUAAGGGCACCCGCUCAGGAAAGCCAAGCUCAGCAGCUGGGUCACCAGAAGCCCCAAGGCGGUCCAAGUCCCCAGCACGCUCUGAGGGGGAGAAAGAUAAAGGCCGUGCUUUAAUCUCUCUGGGUCUGAGGGAUUCAUCGUUAUCAUCCCCUCAGCACAAUGGUGGUGAGCACAGCACGGGGCCGGAGAGCCACCUGAUGCUCAUUGAAGACAUGGCCCGGAAGUUACUGAUGGAGGAUGAGGUGGCAGCUGUGCUGAGGCACUGCACCCGGUACAUCCGUGAAGGAGGGGUCGAAGAUCUGGUGAGGCCACUGCUGGCGAUUCUUGACCGGCCUGAGAAAUUGCUGCUUAUCCGAGAUAUUAGGAGUGUGAUCUCCCCCGCGGAUCUGGGCCGUUUCGACAGCAUGGUUAUACCCAUGGAGCUGGAAGCCUACGACACGCUGAAGAGCAGAACAGUGAGGUCACCUGCUCUCCGCUCAGCACAACAUGAAACACCUCCCAAGAGACAUCUUAUCACUCCAGUGCCUGAUUUCAAGGGCGGUUUCCUUCUGAAGCCAGUGACCAAUGAAGAGGAGACAGCAGAACUGAAUGAUGGGAUGAAAAGACUGCAGCUCUCUUCCAGCCCUAGACGGACUCGCCCUCAAAGCUACUCCCCUCUUCCUGAUGUGCCAGUGGAUGCUUACACUUCCCAAAGUGGUCCCUCCUCAGCAGCCAGCAGCAAGCAUCCCAACUGGCCGCUAAAUAAGACCACAGAAAUGUCAAUAAACUCCACAGCACCUACCAAGGAACUGUCAGAGCAGGGAGAUGGACGGCCUGGCCGAGGGAGGCCUCGUACACCAAAGUCUAGCCACGGCAAAGCCACACUGCGGGGGCCACAUGGGGAGGCCCAGCCUGCCAAGGACACCCUGUACUCUGUGAUCAACCGACCACGCAAAGCUAGGCCCUUGCUCUCACACCUCUUCAGGGAAGUCCAAACUACUAGCAAGGGGGUGCAAGUAGAGACGGGAGAUGAAAUCCCAGAUGGUCUGGUCCAAAAUGGUACUGGUGACACUAAGGAGGAAUACAAGCUUCUCACUGUCCGCCUGCCCAAGAACAAGCAGUCCCUGGGGAUCAGCAUUUCAGGUGGAAUAGAGUCCAAAGUGCAGCCAAUGGUGAAGAUUGAGAAGAUCUUUCCUGGGGGAGCAGCAUCCCUGAGUGGAAAACUGGAGGCUGGCUAUGAGCUGGUGGCAGUGGAAGGAGAGAGCCUGCAGAACGUCACACACCAGCGUGCUGUAGAGAUCAUCCGUCAAGCCUAUCGUAACAAAGCCAGGGAGCCCAUGGAGAUUGUGGUGAAGGUGCCGAAGGAAACAAAGUAA